This is a messenger RNA of Orycteropus afer afer, 2079 nucleotides long. RefSeq names its product signal peptide peptidase like 2C (gene SPPL2C). Gene Ontology annotation, molecular function: aspartic endopeptidase activity, intramembrane cleaving. The coding region runs from base 1 to 2079 and encodes 692 amino acids. Gene Ontology annotation, biological process: membrane protein proteolysis. The transcript has a single exon. Lineage: Eukaryota; Metazoa; Chordata; Mammalia; Tubulidentata; Orycteropodidae. Gene Ontology annotation, cellular component: Golgi-associated vesicle membrane; cytoplasmic side of endoplasmic reticulum membrane; lysosomal membrane. The record is from RefSeq and is a predicted model, not a curated record.
AUGGGGCACCUGGGCUGCCUCCUCCCCGUGGGCUUCCUUCUCCUCCUCCUCACCAGCGCCGUGGCCCAAGGGGAGUACGCCGUGGUCCACGUGGUGUCGGAGAACUGGAGCAAAGACUACUGUGUCCUGUUCAGCUCCAAGUAUGUCACCCUGCCACGGGACCUGCGCCACGCCCCCCUCCUGCCCCUGCACGAUGGCACCAUGUCACCCUGGUGCCCGGGUGAGGGCGACUCCCAUCAGGCCCAGCCCGGCUCCCCCAGCCAGCAGCCACUCCGCCACACCACAGCCAUGGUCAUGAGGGGCAACUGCAGCUUCUAUGCCAAAGGCCGGCUGGCUCAGGGCCGAGGUGCCCAUGGGCUGCUCAUCGUAAGCAGGGCCAGCAGCCGGCAGUGCUCAGACACCACGCCAGCCCCCCGGGACCCCUACAAGCCCCUGCCACACCUCACCAUCCCCAUGGCUGUGCUCCACUACACAGACAUGCUAGAUAUCCUCAGCCACACCCGCAAUGGCUCUGUCGUCCAUGUGGCCAUGUAUGCGCCCCCAGAGCCCAUCCUCGACUAUAGCCUGCUGGUCAUCUUCAUCCUGGCUGUCGGCACUGUGGCCGUGGGCGGCUAUUGGGCCGGACUGACCGAGGUUGGCUGGCUGCAACGGCGCCGGGCCCAAGGAGGAGGGGGGCCUGGCAGUCAUCGUCACCUGGAGGUGGUGGCAGCCGAGGUAGGGCAGGAGGAAGAUGACAAGGAUGUCCCGGUGGACCUCAUGCCGGCCAUGACAGGAGCAGUGGUCACCAUGUCCUGCUCCAUCACACUGCUCCUUCACUUCUUCUACGACUGCUUUGUCUACGUCAUGAUCGGGAUCUUUAGCCUGGGCGCUGGCACUGGCCUCUACAGCUGCCUGGCCCCGCUGGUGCACCACCUGCCCCUGCAGCGAUACCAGUGGCCCCUGCCUGGCUACUGGGGCUGUCUGCAGCUGCCCCAGCUGCUGCUGGCCAGCCUGUGCACGGCAGUGACCGUCUUCUGGGUGGCCUAUCGCCAUGAGGACGGCUGGGCAUGGCUCCUGCAGGACACGCUGGGCGUGGCCUAUUGCCUUUUCAUCCUUCAGCGCUUGAGGCUGCCUACACUCAAGAUCUGUGCCUCCCUCCUGCUGGCCCUGCUGGCCUUUGACGUUUUCUUUGCCUUUGUCACACCCUUCCUCACCAGGACCGGUAACAGCAGGAUGGCGGAGGGGGCCACAGGCCUGGCAGAUUCCUUGAGCCACAAGAGGCUGCCCAUGGUGUUCAAAGUGCCCCGGAUAAGCUUCUCGGCCUUGACUCUGUGCAGCCGGCCCUUCACCAUCCUCGGCUUUGGUAACAUUGUGGUCCCUGGCUUCCUGGUGGCCUACUGUCACCGCUUCGACAUCCAAGUCCACUCACACCAGGUCUACUUCAUGGCCUGCACCUUGGCCUAUGCCAUGGGCCUGCUGGUCACUUUUAUCGCCACAGUCCUCACACAGACGAGCCAGCCCACCCUGCUCUUCCUAGUGUCCUGCACUCUGCUCACCAGCCUGGCCGUGGCUGCCUGUCGCCAAGAGCUCACCCUCUUCUGGACCGGCCAGGGCAGAGCCAAGGUGCCUGCUCAGCCCGCAGCAGGGGUCCACGCAGCCUCUGCUGCUGACUCUGAGCAGAUGCAGGAGGACACAGUGGAUGUCCAGGCUGUCAGUGAGUUUGAAGAGGCCACCGACCAAGGGGCAGGGGCCUUAGACAGCAGUCCUGGGGAGGACACGGCCGAGAUCGUCACUCAGAUCGUAUCUGAGGAUGAAACCACCGGGGCAGAUGGCCCCAGUGACAGCUCCGAAGCCUGGAGUGAUGCCAACUUGGACCCUGAUGAGCUGCCCCCUACCUCCCUCGGGGCCUCAGAGGGGCUGAUGCCACUGAUGCCGAUAGCCAUGCUGAUCCCGCUAGUGCCGCUGAUGCCGGCCCCCUCAGAGCUGGGCCACGCCCACGCCCAGGCCCAGGCCCAUGAGGCUGGCCUGCCCUGGACAGGGCUCCAUAAGAGGAAGGGCUUCAAGCUCAAGAAGAGCGUGUCGACCGAGGCUCCCCUGUGA